GUUAGUUGAAAAGUAAAAAGGUUGUCCAACUAAUAGUCGGCGGUGUUCACAACAUAACAGUGGAGCUCUUUUUACUUGCUCUCAAUUGUUGUUGAUUUGGAGUUUACGUUGUGUUUUAGCCAUCUCUGCAGAAUAUGGAGGAAGAAAAAAUGAAAAUAUAUCACGAGAGGCAAAGAUUACAGUUUUGCCUCUUACAUUCCCUCAACAAUCUCUUCCAGGGGAAAAAUGCAUUUACAAGAUCUGAUUUAAAUUCCAUUGCUGAGAAACUUGAUGUGGAUGACCCUAACAGGGGACGCUGGAAUCCUGUAUCAAUUGUUUUUAGGCCUCAUCAUAAUGAAAUCACCGGGAACUAUGAUAUCAACGUAUUGAUUGUAGCGCUGGAACAGAAAGGCAAAACUGUUGUUUGGCAUGAUAAGCGAAAUGGGGCUUCUUCAAUUGAUCUUGAUGGAACUGAUGAUCGGUUGAUGGGAAUUGUUCUUAAUGUUCCUGUUAGAAAGUUUAGCGGCCUUUGGAGAAGCAGGCAUUGGGUUACGUUAAGAUGUAUUCAGGGGGUUUGGUAUAAUCUGGACAGUGAUUUUGCUGCUCCUUAUGCUUUUAAAGAUACCCAACAAGUUAGGGAGUUCUUGGAUGGUAUCAUUACUGCUGGUGCUGAAGUUUUACUGAUCAUGAAUGAUAAACAAUGAGUUGUAAAAUGUUCUCAACUGUGGCUGUAGUAGUUUGAUUUCCUUUUUGACUUAAGCUAUUUGAAGCACUGUGGAUGGUACAUGUUGCACUAUGAAGACUUUAGUUCACAAAUUUGCUAGUAAUACAUGCCCUGGGCACAUGCUGGAGGUUGUUAGUGCUGUGCUGAGUUUUCUUUUGGCCUCCUACCUUUCCUGUUUCUCAGCUGCAUGUCUGCUCUGAGAUGUCAAUAUGUAUUCUAUAUUUACUCUGUGGAGGUUUAGCAGCCUCAGCAGAUUAGUGGAUAGUUGCUGAUAAGAGACUGCAUCCUCAGAAUUUCUUCUUCUUUUUUUGAGACAGGAGCAUUGUAUGGAUUGUAUGUAUCACGUUGAAUUGUUGAUUUGUGUUGUCUCCUGAUUGUGGUAA
Solanum dulcamara is the source of this 1086-nucleotide messenger RNA. RefSeq names its product josephin-like protein. The record is from RefSeq and is a predicted model, not a curated record. The transcript has 2 exons. Gene Ontology annotation, biological process: protein deubiquitination. The coding region runs from base 135 to 683 and encodes 182 amino acids. NCBI's taxonomy places the organism in Eukaryota, Viridiplantae, Streptophyta, Magnoliopsida, Solanales, Solanaceae. Gene Ontology annotation, molecular function: cysteine-type deubiquitinase activity.